AUGGCAAGUGAAGGGUCAGAAGAAAUAGUAAAAUUAAUCCAAAAAGUAGAUCAAGCAGGACAAUCUCACAUACUGCAUUACUUACUCGCCCCUUCCGUGAGCGAACAAAAAAUUUUGUUCGCUCACGGAGGGAAGCUAAUUGUUUUUUUUAAAAAUUUCCAAUUUGUAAAAAUUAAGAAACAAAAAUUAAUAUUAUCUGCGAAAUUUAUUUUUAAAAUGCAAGCUGUUUAAAAAUUAAACAGAAUUAGUUGAGAUUUCAUUAUAAUAAUUAUCAUUUAUAUAUCAGAUUUUUUUUCAUAAAAAUUUUUACAUUAACAAAAUUUUUGUUCGAUUACGGAGGGUGGGUUUUUGGGCAAAAAAAAUAGGGAUUUUUCCAAAGGUUGUUUGUUCACGGAAGGGGGAGUUAGGAGAAUUGGAUCGAGAAAAAAAAGAAACCUUAUUAGAAGAAAUAAAAAGCGUUGAUUUCGGGCUAGUUAGCGAACUCUACAAAACUCAUCAUGUCGAAGGAGUCAAACAAGCUGAAGAAAUCAUAAUCGAGCCAUACCCAAAUAUCCUAGACAUCAGCACUCUAUCAAAACAACACCUAAAGAACCUUCACAAAGAUGGACUCAAACUGAUUGCAGAAGGCAAAGUAGCCGUUUUAAUGUUCGCUGGAGGCCAAGCUACACGUCUCGGAGUUUCUUACCCUAAAGGAAUGUAUGAUAUCGGACUACUAUCUCACAAAUCUCUAUUCCAAAUUUAUUCAGAAAGGCUUAUCUCUCUUCAAACUCUUGCAUCAGAAUCUUUAUCAUCCCCAGCCCCACCCAUUCCUUGGCUAAUUAUGACAAACCAAGAGUCCUUGCUGCUUAUCCAAAGCUAUUUCCGCUCAAAUGCUUAUUUUGGCCUAGACCAGUCCCAGCUUUUUUUCUUCCCCCAAGAAAUGCUCCCAGCUAUUGAUUUUGAUGGAAAAAUCCUCCUCUCCCAAAAAAACAAACUCAGCUUGUCCCCUAAUGGCAACGGUGGGGUAUACGAAAGUUUAGAAAAAUCAGGCGGCUUAUUGUGGCUCGAAAACAAAAGAAUUAAAUUUUUGCACAUUUGUGGAGUUGACAAUGCUUUGCUUAAAAUUUGUGACCCAAAGUUCAUUGGGUAUGCAGAAGACCAAGAUGUAGAUGUGGUAAGUAAAGUUGUGGCAAAAAAAAGCUAUGUCUAUUUAUAACAAAUAAAAAAUCUGUCUAUUAGAUUCUAGUAAAAACUUACUUAUAUUUAUUAAAAAUGAGGAUAUAAUGAAGCAUGUGGAGUUUUGGCGAUGAAAAAUUCAAAGCUUUGUGUGGUAGAAUAUAGCGAGCUUAGUGAAGAAAUGGCCAAAUCAGUUGAUGAAGAAGGCAAACUGAGGUAUUUUGGCGGAAAUAUUUUGAAUCAUAUUAUGAAAGUUUCUUUUAUUAGGAGAAUUGUGAGUAACCAUUUAUCUGAAUUAAGGUCAAAAUACCAUGUGGCUAGAAAAAAGGUACCGCAUAUUGAAAAUGGGCAGGUAGUCACUCCGAAUGUCCCAAAUGCGCUUAAAUUUGAGCUAUUUUAUUUUGACGUGCUAGAAUUAGCAGAAUCUUCGGCUGCACUAUGCUGUGAUAGAGACAGCGAAUUUUCUCCUGUAAAAAAUGCAAGCGGUCCUGAUAGUCCUGAAUCAGCAAGAACAUUGAUAAAUAAUUUACACUUAAAAUGGGUGGAAAAAGCAGGAGGGAUUUUACCACAAGGAAUUCCUGAUGGAAUUGUAUGCGAAAUUUCUCCUUUGGUCUCUUAUGAUGGUGAAAAUUUGAAAUUCUUGGAAAAUAAAAAAAUUUCUCUUCCGUUUUACCUUUAUUACUAA
Molecule: messenger RNA, 1840 nt
Organism: Blepharisma stoltei
Lineage: Eukaryota; Ciliophora; Heterotrichea; Heterotrichida; Blepharismidae
Source: the annotation of a GenBank genome assembly